AACAAACAAAAUGGCAGCGUCCAUCAGAAGUAUUUCGAAUGCAGUCUUCAGAUUUUCGGCGAUAUCUCGCCCUUCAGUAUUUUGUAUCGUUAGUAGGAAGUCGCCAAUACCCCCACGCUUGCCGAGUAACAGUCAAGUGGCAAGAUUUGUCAGCUACAGAACAAUCAAAGAAACGACAGCUGGGAAUGUCACAACGGUAGAAGGGGUGUACGUUGAAGAUAAAAGUAAUGUUUUACCUGAUGAAAACCCCCACGCCUCUUGUCCUCUGUGUAAACUCAAUAGAAUGAUCACAUACAGAGAUGUUUUGAUUAUACAACAGUUUCUGCGUCCAGAUGGUGGAAAGCUGCCGAGUAGAAUCACAGGACUAUGUAGAAUGCAACAGAGGCAUCUAGAAAAGGUUGCACAACAAACACUAAGAGCUGGUUUGCUACCAGAUCACAGACCCAGACGUCCAGAAGGACAUAUCCCAAGACGAAAACCAAAGUUUAAUCGUUUUUAAGCUCGCAAAUAUCUCAAAAAGCUAUGUUAUCAGUUUUUGUAAAACGUGGUAAUCAGUAAUAUUCAAUAAUAAUUCAUUUACUUGUAAACUGUGAUUGUUUAUGAAUAUAUUCAAUCCUAUAUCAACCUGCAUUAAAUUUAAGUAUGACAUCAUUA
Messenger RNA from Saccoglossus kowalevskii, 654 nucleotides. RefSeq names its product large ribosomal subunit protein mL66-like. Gene Ontology annotation, molecular function: small ribosomal subunit rRNA binding; structural constituent of ribosome. Gene Ontology annotation, cellular component: ribosome; mitochondrial small ribosomal subunit. Lineage: Eukaryota; Metazoa; Hemichordata; Enteropneusta; Harrimaniidae. Gene Ontology annotation, biological process: mitochondrial translation. The record is from RefSeq and is a predicted model, not a curated record.